Chelmon rostratus (copperband butterflyfish) is the source of this 2647-nucleotide messenger RNA. It is a transcript of the gene dnaja1, whose product is annotated as DnaJ heat shock protein family (Hsp40) member A1. Gene Ontology annotation, biological process: response to heat; protein refolding. The record is from RefSeq and is a predicted model, not a curated record. Gene Ontology annotation, molecular function: Hsp70 protein binding; ATP binding. Lineage: Eukaryota; Metazoa; Chordata; Actinopteri; Chaetodontiformes; Chaetodontidae. Gene Ontology annotation, cellular component: cytosol; cytoplasm. Bases 112 to 1326 code for a protein of 404 amino acids. The transcript has 9 exons.
GCCGAGGCGGGCUGGAAGGUUCUGGAAGAGGCUCUGACCGCUGAGGUGUGCUCUGAACUUCUGAGGAUUCUAUAUAUUGUCGCCGUGUAAGGUUAUCUGUUGAAGACAAACAUGGUUAAGGAAACAGGAUUCUAUGACACUUUGGGUGUGAAGCCUAAUGCUACUCCUGAUGAACUGAAAAGGGCCUAUCGCAAACUCGCCUUGAAAUAUCACCCUGACAAAAAUCCUACGGAAGGAGAAAAGUUCAAGCAGAUCUCACAGGCGUACGAGGUGCUGUCAGAUGCCAAGAAGAGAGAGCUGUAUGACCGCGGAGGUGAAAAGGCGAUAAAGGAAGGAGGGACCGGCGGCGGCGGCGGUGGGAGCUUUGCUUCGCCCAUGGACAUCUUUGACUUGUUUUUCGGUGGCAGCAGUCGGAUGCACAGAGAGCGAAAAGGUAAGAAUAUUGUUCACCAGAUUUCUGUGACGCUGGAAGAUCUUUACAACGGAGCUACAAGAAAACUGGCUCUCCAGAAGAAUGCUGUUUGUGAGAGGUGUGAAGGUCGGGGGAGUCGCAAAGGAGCUGCGCAGAUGUGCAUGACUUGCCACGGCACAGGUGUGCAGGUCCGCAUGCACCAGCUAGUACCAGGUAUGGUCCAACAAGUGUCCACAAUGUGCCACAGCUGUCAGGGCCAAGGACAGAGAAUCAGCCACAAGGACCGCUGCAAAGCCUGCGGGGGGCGCAAGAUCCUGCGCCAGAAGAAGAUUUUGGAGGUCCACAUUGACAAAGGAAUGAGAGACGGCCAGAAGAUCGUGUUCCAUGGCGAGGGAGACCAGGAGCCGGGAAUAGAGCCAGGUGACAUCAUCAUCGUCCUGGACCAGCGAGAGCAUCCGUAUUUCACCAGGAAAGGAGAGGACCUGGUGAUGCCGUUGGAGCUGCAGCUGGUCGAGGCUUUGUGCGGCUUUAAGAAGCCUGUUCAGACCCUGGACAACAGGACCCUCCUCAUCACAUCACAUUCAGGGGAGCUGAUCAAACCCGGAGACAUGAAGUGCGUCUUGAACGAAGGGAUGCCGAUGCACCGCAGGCCGUUCGAGAAGGGACGCCUCAUCAUUCACUUCUCGGUGGUGUUCCCGCGAGCCAACUUCCUCCCCGAGCAGAAGCUGAAGGAGCUGGAGCGCUACCUCCCGGACAAGCUGGACGCGGAGCAGCCGGACAGCAUGGACGACGACCUGUACAUCUACGCCGACCUGGAGGACUGUGACUUCGAGAACAGAAAAAGACACAACCAUCAGUGUUACUACAUGGAUGAAGACGACUCCGCCGGAGGCGUCCAGUGCCAGACGUCGUAAGCGGCGCCUGGCCCGCUCCUGUACCAGAAGCUCACCUCCUCAUCUCAAAAGCAAAGCAGCACCUUUUUGGAAUUUUAUGCACUUUUUAUUUAAUUACUCUUAAAAUUGCAACUGUUUACUCGUUUUCUUUCAAGCUGAAUCAUAAAACUGUGUCCUGACAUCCUCCUCGUUUAUUCUAGUAGAGUAUCUUUAAGUUACAGGACUGAACUGGGACGUCUGGGACCCGUCACACUGUGAUCAGAGAGGAGGCGUCAGAAGAAGGAAGAACUUCUUAACUGCCUGCUGCUCGUGCAGUUACACUAAAGCAGAUGCCAAUAUUAAUCUGAAAUAACCUUUUUUAUCGUGUCGCUGAAUCAGCUGUUGUUGUGAACCACUUGUUGGUGAUCUGUUGUGUGACCCGGUCUUCAGAGAGGGACCUCCAUCCAGACUGGAGCUCAGACGAUUACGCUGUUUUACCCUUUUAAGGGCUAUUUUCUAGACAUUUGUAAGCAAUCGUGAAAAUGUGAGAAAUGAGGCAGUUUGUAGGUUCAAACCACUAAAUUGUAGAGAAUUCAGACUAAUGUUGAAUCGAGUUUAAGAUUUGUCCUGCUGAGCUGAGCUGGAACGUUUCAUGUGUUUUUAUGUUUGAUGUGAGCCACACGUGUUGCAGUUCAAGGCAGGAAGUUUCAGAAACAGAAGGUCAGAGAUCACUUAAUGUUUAAAACAGGAAGUAGAUCAGGGAGGAUCUCUAUCAAUCUGGAUUUUAAUGUGAGUCUGUUCCAGGUCUGAUGUGGUUUUGGGUAAAAUUAUCCAGAGGAGCUUCUUGUAAAGACCCCUGAAGCCUUGAAGACACAGAAAGUGUCGGUGCCAAACCGCAGCCGGUCUGAGGGCUUUUAAAAGUUCACCGGAAUCAGAAAAUGAAGCUUUCAGUUAGUUUAAAAUGCAGAAUUAAAUCAAACCGGCGAGAUCAAGUUGUCCAUGGGCUUUAGCUCACGGUGGCCCUCGAGCUCUUCAGUGGGUCUUUCGUCAUGUUUCGAGUCUAACUUGCCAAACGGGUCGAGGGGAGGGGCUUAAAAUGGGCACACCUGAUACCUCAUUGACGCGGCUGCCUGUUUGAAAGCCUUAUCGAACUUCACCUGAAGCUACGUGAUGACGCAGGUCUCUCCUCUGUCAGUGCAGACUUCACCUGAAGCAGAUGCAAACGUACGAGUGCUCGAAACGUCAGAGGAACUCGACUCAAGUCAGUGUUUCAGUCGUUCGUUUGAUUGUAUGCGUGUUAGGACCAAUGAUCUCCUUGUUUAUGCUCAUGUUUUCUAAUUAAAUUCAGUCUGUUGGUCUCUGA